AUGGCUUCAGGUUUUUGUGACAACUGCUCGAAGUUGCUGAGGGAAUUUGCUGAUAAUUUGCUGAGAGUUUGGAGAGAGCUGGAGCUCAAAAUAAAGGAAGUUUUCAGAGAGGUCGGACAGUGCAACUGCUUUAGGAUUCCACCUGAGGGGAAGACGGCUUUUGAUUUGCCUUCCUUACACUUCAUCUGUGACAAUGAAACUCAGCUUCUCAGCCAGGAAAGUCUACAAACACUGAAUAAACUGGCCUCAGAAAACACUGAUCUGCAAAUGACUGCAGCCAUGUAUUACCUACACCUCAGUCAUCAUUUGAAAUUUCCUUUACCAGAUGACUUCAUGGAGCCCAUCAUGGCUCUGCUCUUAUCAUCUGACCUUGAUGUUCAAAAGACUAUCUCUCUCUCCCUUGUUAAUCUGUUACUAAAGAAUAACGUGUGUAAAGAAUUGGUGAUUGAAAUGGGGAUGCUGGUGCCCAUACUUGAGCUGUUCCAGUCAGGUGAUCCCACUGCUCAGUGUCACUCCUGUGCCUGUGUUGCUAUGUUGGCCUCCUCAGAAUCAAAUCGAGAGGCUCUGAUGGUGGAUGGAAUCAUACCACUGCUGGCUUUAGCGAAAUCUUUUGAUCCAAAGGUUCAACGGAAUGCAACUUGGGCUAUUUUACACCUCACACGGUCAGAUUGGUCAACAAGAAUGUUAUGCCAAGCGGGAGCGAUUCCUGUUUUGCUUCUUCUCCUUCAGUCCUCAGAUUCAGAGGUUCAGUUUUACAGCUGCACUGCUCUGUGCAACAUUGCUGCUAUGCAAGAGCAUCACCCAAGGUUGCUCAGAAUUGAGGGUCACUAUUUAUCAAGGUGCCUUUUGACUCUCAUGUCUUCACCUGUGAAAAAGAAUUCAGCCCAAGCAUGCCGGUGCCUACAGACUCUUUCAAAGAAUGUUCUCAUCCAGGACCAGCUGAUGGAGCUUGACUGUGUGCUGCCUCUGAAAGCACUGUUGAAAACUUCUACAUCAUUGUGGAUUGAAUCAGCCCUAACACUACUGUCUACACUGUCUGCACACCCAUCAAACACUGAAAUCCUGAUAAGUGAAGGACUGUUGGAAGAAAUUGGUCAGCUGCUUCAUCAUCCCAGAUCAAACUCUGUUAUAGUCACACACAGCUGCAAGAUAAUCACUGAUCUAUGCAGUUCCCACGUGGGUGCGCAGGCUGUGAUGGAAAGUCUGUGCUUAUCAGGACUCGUCUGUGCACUUCUGUCUCACGCCCUGUCAGAUGAGACUCUGCUUCAUGUGACAUCAUGCUUACAUCGCCUGAUGGCCUGGGAUCUACUCAGGGCAAAGUUGUCAGCGACCGUAACAUCAGGAGAAGUUUCAGGCUUGGUGAAGCUGUCAGAACAAAUCACAAAUUCCCAGUUGUCGUACAACUCUGCGGCUAUCAUAAGCAAAUUAGAAAUGACAGAGGAGGUCAUCCGUUUGUUGAAGCCACACUACACUGCCAUGUCCAAUUACCUGUUGAGAUUUCUCAAACAAGAUGUGAAAUUCCAACAACUUGGCAUAGCUACCAUAUUAAACCUCCAGAAAGAUGGAGACUUUUCAUCUCUGUUGGCUAACAGUGAGCUGGACGUUCAGCUGUGGAAGGUACAUGAGCAGACAGAGGAAACCAGACAGCUGCUUCAAAUGAUUCAGCCCCUUUCUCCAUCUCCUGUUAACUCUUGAUUUUUUUUUAGUACAAUUACACAGGAAUGCACACAAUAUUGCCUUUGCAAGGCUGUUACAUUUAUGCACUCUAAAAGCUGCAUUUUUAUAUU
Archocentrus centrarchus (flier cichlid) is the source of this 1787-nucleotide messenger RNA. Its product is annotated as vacuolar protein 8-like. Gene Ontology annotation, molecular function: protein-membrane adaptor activity; protein binding. The record is from RefSeq and is a predicted model, not a curated record. The transcript has 13 exons. Lineage: Eukaryota; Metazoa; Chordata; Actinopteri; Cichliformes; Cichlidae. Bases 1 to 1695 code for a protein of 564 amino acids. Gene Ontology annotation, biological process: nucleus-vacuole junction assembly.